AUGGAUGUGUCUCACAUCAUAUUAGGCCGUCCAUGGCAAUAUGAUAGAGAAGUUAUCCAUAAUGGUAAACUCAACACAUAUUUGUUCAUGUUCCAAGGACGCAAAAUCACUCUACUACCGUCUCCGGAUGCCGACAAUAUUCCUCACGAUACUAAGCAACAAAACGCUACACAACAGAAUCUCCUCAUCAUAUCAAAAUCCCAAUUUGAAGAGGAACUUCGUGAGUCUUGCCCACUGUAUGCGUUAGUAGCAAUCGAUGCAACACCAUCACAAACCGUGGUUAUUCCUCCCGCGUUUACAACAGUCAUCAAGGAGUUUCAGGACCUAUUCCCAGACGAGCUGCCUGCCGGACUACCUCCUCUCCGAGACAUACAUCAUCACAUUGAUCUGGUGCCAAAUGCCGCCUUGCCUAAACGCGCUCACUAUCGCAUGAGCCCCGAAGAACAUGAAGAGUUACGGCAUUAG
Molecule: messenger RNA, 465 nt
Organism: Brassica rapa (field mustard)
Lineage: Eukaryota; Viridiplantae; Streptophyta; Magnoliopsida; Brassicales; Brassicaceae
Source: RefSeq, a predicted model, not a curated record